Messenger RNA from Cimex lectularius (bed bug), 803 nucleotides. RefSeq names its product ribonuclease P protein subunit p25-like protein (gene Rpp25). The coding region runs from base 184 to 732 and encodes 182 amino acids. Gene Ontology annotation, molecular function: RNA binding. Gene Ontology annotation, biological process: tRNA 5'-leader removal. Lineage: Eukaryota; Metazoa; Arthropoda; Insecta; Hemiptera; Cimicidae. The transcript has 6 exons. The record is from RefSeq and is a predicted model, not a curated record. Gene Ontology annotation, cellular component: ribonuclease MRP complex.
GGGAAGGUAAUGCCAGGCCAGGCUGUUGACCAAAACAAAUACAUUUUACCUACAAAAGUGCAUUUAGGAUUUUUACAAUCCUAAAACCAGCUGGAACUUUCACCAUGGAAAUAAACGGCCCUUUUAUCUGAACUUCAUGACUUCCGGGUUAUCUAAGACUUCGAACACUCGUUUACCUGGAAGAUGGACAACUACACCAAAGGUGAUAACGUGGAAGAACCUCUGGAAAUCGAGAAAAUCCCCAUACCGAACUUGCCGAAAAACGUCCUAUGGAUGCAGGUCAGAGGAGGCAGCAAGAUAAGGAAUCUAUUAGACGUAGCUUUAAAAGCGUAUGAAAACGAGUCGAGAGACGUUUUAUGGACGGCGUCCGGCCCAGCCGUCGGGAAGGCAGUCACUUGCGCUGAAAUAGUAAAAAGGAAGUUCAAAGGAGUACACCAAUUCAACCACAUCUGCUAUAGAAGAUGCGAGGAAUACUGGGAGCCUAAAAUAUCGGGCCUCGACCGUCUCGUCGUCAACAGAGACGUCCCGAUGAUCCACAUUCUUCUGUCACAUGAGGCUAUAAACGAAGGAGCACCCGGGUAUCAGUUCGAACAGCAGCAGGGGGCCGACAAGCCUUUCAAACCGAGAGGAAAGCCUUACAGGAAACCGGCAAAUUUCAAGCAAAUGGAAAACUUCGGUCUGAGGUUCGACAAGAGAAAAAAAGCAAAAGAUUCAGUCGGACCGAAAGACUGAUUGAAUUUUGUCUUUUUAACUGAACGUUUGCAGUUUUGUAAAAUAAAAUCGUUUCUUUUAACAAAUAAAAA